AUUUAGCUGAACAAACUCAUACUUUCCUCUACUUACUUGCCAAGGACCCGUACAUGUCCGUGAGAGUCUACGAGACCACAGAAGGACAGGAGGAUGACAGUGAAGCAAAUGCGUGUAAACUUCAGCUUGUGCAGUAUGAGGAGUCCAUUUCAAAAGAUUUUUGCGCAGGCUGCAAAAUCAAAUUGGCGCAUUUAUUCAGUUCUAAAGUAUUUCAUUUGACUAUUGUGAUUUUGUGUUGCCUUGACGGACUGCUUGUUAUAUGUGUGUUACUCUUGGAAAUCGAGGCACUAAAAUUAAAGAGCUCCUCUGAUUUGCGCCCAAAGUUGGUAAACGUGCAGUUCGCUAUCGAGUGUUGCAGUGUGGCCAUUGUGUUUUUAUUUGUUAUCGAAAUUCCGUUCAAACUAUGGAUAUUCGGCUGCCGGAUGUUUUUCCACAAUUGGCUGGAGAUUAUCGAUGCUUUGGUAUGCUUGGUCAGUUUUGCGGCCGACACGUACAGUAUCAUCCAGCACACCUUACAUCAUUACACUAAUACAGACAGACCACAGAGUUAUAUGAAAACAUCGCCAUCUAACGCAACUCAGGAAAUGAUGGAACGUUUCCCAGUGGAAGAAUCUACCGCAUCAAACACCAUUGUGGACGCGGCCGCCCUGUUGAUCCUGUUUCGUCUUUGGCGAGUGGUCAGGAUAAUAAACGCCAUUGUUAUUUCCGUCACCACGGGCCAAGAGCAGUCAAGCAAAGUGCUCCGCGCUUCCCUGAAGACAUCUCAGGACCGGGUGGCGCAACUUGAACAGAUAUUGAGAGAGAACUUCAUAUCGUUUCCAGAACAACCGGAUGCGAAUUAGGUCAAGUGACCGUGUAACCACAUGGACUGUCGAUUGUUUUCUUUGAUUCAUCAAGAAAGAAAUACGAAUUUUGCCACAUUGUAGAUGUUAUAAGAACGCGUACACCCAUUAUUUGGGUACGAAAAUGUGGUUUUUAGUGUUCAGACCUGUGCUAUUUUCCAUUGAGUUCCUUUAAAAAAUAUACUACUACUUC
Opisthorchis viverrini is the source of this 1035-nucleotide messenger RNA. RefSeq lists its product as hypothetical. Gene Ontology annotation, molecular function: voltage-gated proton channel activity. NCBI's taxonomy places the organism in Eukaryota, Metazoa, Platyhelminthes, Trematoda, Opisthorchiida, Opisthorchiidae. The record is from RefSeq and is a predicted model, not a curated record. The coding region runs from base 54 to 842 and encodes 262 amino acids. Gene Ontology annotation, biological process: proton transmembrane transport. The transcript is spliced from 3 exons. Gene Ontology annotation, cellular component: plasma membrane.